This is a messenger RNA of Dictyostelium discoideum AX4, 1716 nucleotides long. RefSeq names its product oxysterol binding family protein, member 11 (gene osbK). Lineage: Eukaryota; Evosea; Eumycetozoa; Dictyosteliales; Dictyosteliaceae. Bases 1 to 1716 code for a protein of 571 amino acids. The transcript has 2 exons. The record is from RefSeq and is a predicted model, not a curated record. Gene Ontology annotation, molecular function: lipid binding.
AUGUCAAAUUUUUUCAAAAAGUUAGUUAAAAAGGAUGGUACUCCAAAGAGUUCAAGAAAAUCCAAAUCUGAAUCACCUGUUGGUAAAUAUGAUAUGAAUGGCAACCAAGUUGUACCAGAUACUGCAAGUAGCUACAGUGACGAUAGUAAUUCUCUAUCCGACUCAUAUGAUAAAAGAGGUGAACCAAACAUUGGAGAACAAAUCGAUACAUUGGAUGACUACAAUUUUGGUAAUGAAAUAGGUGAUGCCGAAUCCGCUCCAGAAGAUAAAAAAUCAUUAUGGAAAAAAGUUGGUGGUCUAGUUGGAAAGGAUCCAAUGUCUUUGGUUUCAUUACCAGUCUACUUUUUUGAACCAUUAACCGUUUUAGAAUGUCAAUUAGAACCAUUACGUUUUGUAGAAUUAAUUGAAAAAGCUUCAACUUGUUCUGAUUCAAUCGAUAGAUUAAUGUAUUUAACCGCUUUUAAUAUUGCUGUAUUUAGUUCAUAUACAAGAACUGCAAAACCAUUUAAUCCAUUAUUGGGAGAGACAUUUGAAUAUAUUGAUAAACAAGGUAGAUAUAAAUCAUUUUGUGAACAAGUUUCACAUCAUCCACCAAUUGGUAUUGCUCAAACUACAAGUGAAAUUUUCGAUUUACAACAAGAAUCAUGGAUUACUACAAAAUUCUGGGGUAAUUCAUUAGAUGUUUUCAGUCAUGGUCAAAAUCAUUUAUAUUUAAAUUCUACUGGUGAACAUUUCACUUGGAAGGUUCCAUCCGCAAUUUGUCAUAAUAUUAUAUUUGGAAAGAUGUGGAUAGAACACUAUGGUGACUUAAUAGUAGAGAAUCAUAACACUGGUGAGAAAGCCAUUAUAAAUUUCCAAAAGUCUGGUUGGUUCGAAGGUACUCAAAGAAAAGUACAAGGUGAAAUUCUUGAUUCAAAGGGUAAUGCACGUGUACAUAUUAAUGGUAAAUGGGAUAAAUAUGUCAAAGCAAAGAAACACUCUGAAGGUCCAUCUCGUAAGAGUUCUGGUGAGAUUACACUUUGGGAAGCUACAAUUGAACCACCCGAGAAUUUCAAUAAAUGGAAGCAUGGUAAAUGGAUUCAAGGCUUAAAUGAAAUGUCUAAAGAAUAUCAAGCAGUUUUACCCUCCACCGAUUCAAGAGUUCGUAUGGAUAGAAUUUACUUGGAGAGAGAAGAGAAUAAACUUGCAAAUAAAGAGAAAAAUAAAAUUGAAGAGCGUGAAAGAGAAAAAAGAAAGACUAGAGAAAGUAGAAAAGAAAUUUGGAAACCAAAUUAUUUCUCAAAGAGAGAAGAUUCAAAAUAUGGUUAUCGUUGGGACUUUAAUGGUAAAUAUUGGGAUGAACGUGAUAAAAGAGUUGACUCUGUCGUCGAUAAAUUCAAAAAUGAUCCAAACUUUGAUUCAAAUAAAAUACCAGAGUAUGAUGAUUCUAAAUUAAAUAUAUCCGUAAAGAGUGUCAGAAAAUUCAGUAGAGAUUUCACAAAUUCAAGUACACCAACUCAAUUAAAGAGAUCUUUUAGUAAGCUAAAACUUGAAGAACAACCACAAUCUCAAUCUCUCCCACCAAUGAUCAAAGAAGAAUUAUCUUCAUCAACUGUUGACCAUGAAGAAACUUUUUACUCUGAAUCAAAUGAAGCAAAAUUAGAAUCUAUUAAAGAAGAUGCAAAUUCUCAUACUUAUAUUUAUUCAAGUCCUACAAUUGGUCAUAGUGGUAGAUAA